Messenger RNA from Parnassius mnemosyne (clouded apollo), 705 nucleotides. Lineage: Eukaryota; Metazoa; Arthropoda; Insecta; Lepidoptera; Papilionidae. The record is from the annotation of a GenBank genome assembly.
AUGACUCCGAAUAUUCAAACAUUUAUAAAUAGUUUUCAAAAUCGGCUGGAACCACCAGUUCGACAACAUCUGAAAAAUGUCUAUGGCACACUAAUGAUGACUUGUGCAUCUGCAUCAGCUGGGGUGUUUGUAGACAUGUACACAAGUUUCCAAGCUGGAUUUCUAUCUGCUAUUAUUGGAGCAGGUCUUAUGUUAAUGCUAAUUGCUACUCCAGACAAUGGAAAAAAUACAAAGUUACGCUUGGGAUAUUUACUAGGAUUUGGGUUAACAUCUGGCAUAGGUUUGGGCCCAUUAUUCGAGUAUGUUAGUUUUGUUGAACCAUCCUUAAUUAUGACUGCUUUGUUGGGUACCACUUUAGUGUUUGUAUGCUUCUCUGUUGCGGCUAUGCUUGCUGAACGUGGAAGUUGGCUGUUCCUUGGAGGCACCUUGAUGACAUUACUUACUUCAAUGUCUGUCAUGGCACUAGUGAAUAUAUUCACGCAGUCUUACUUCUUAUAUCAAGCUCACUUGUAUCUUGGAUUGGUCCUGAUGUGUGGAUUUGUGUUAUUUGACACACAAUUAAUAAUUGAGAAACGUCGCAUGGGUAACAAGGACUUUAUUCAACAUGCACUCGAAUUGUUCAUUGACUUCAUUGGAAUAUUUAGAAGACUGCUCAUCAUUUUAACUCAGAAGGAAGAACAAAAUCGUCGUCGCAAGCGUGACUAG